Molecule: messenger RNA, 3841 nt
Organism: Solea solea (common sole)
Lineage: Eukaryota; Metazoa; Chordata; Actinopteri; Pleuronectiformes; Soleidae
Gene: mybpc1
Product: myosin binding protein C1
Exons: 31
Coding region: 70-3639 (1189 amino acids)
Molecular function (GO): protein binding
Source: RefSeq, a predicted model, not a curated record
UCCUCCCACAACAGUCCACUGUCCUGCACCUUUUGACUCCCUGACGCUUUUCUUGGGACACGGCUCAAGAUGCCAGAGCCCACAAAGAAAGAUGAGAUGCCCAACGGCCAGCCAGAAGAAAGUGUUGCCCCAGACAGUAACGGUGCUCCGCCCCCUCCUGAGAUUACCUUGGAGGUUUCUCCACCACCAGAGGACGCCAGUCCACAGAAGAAAGUCUCGGUUGAUCUGCAUAAUGAUAGCGCCUCUCAGUCAUCCAGGGGGAGAAAAGACUCAGUGUGGUCUCUGGGAGAGGGCCAGAACCCAGAGGACCUGGACAAGCCCGUUGACACUCCACCACUGUCCAUACUGCUGAUAGAGAAACCUCAAAGUGGCUCCAUCCCCGUUGGUGGAGACAUCACCUUUGUUGCCAAGGUGGAGGCCAAAGAUCUCCUCCGCAAACCCACGGUCAAGUGGUUCAAAGGAAAAUGGAUGGAUCUGGCCAGCAAAACUGGGAAGCACCUCCAGCUGAAAGAGACUUUUGACCGAUUAACUAAGGUCCACACUUUUGAGAUGCACAUUAUCAAGGCUAAAGACAACUACGCUGGGAAUUACAGGUGUGAGGUCAACUACAAGGACAAGUUUGACAGCUGUUCCUUUGACUUGGAAGUCAGAGAGGCUGGACAAGGCUCGCAGAAUAUUGACAUACGAUCAGCUUUCAAAAGAAGCAGUGAAGGACAAGAAGAUGCAGGGGAGCUUGACUUUAGUGGUCUCCUUAAACAUAGGGAGCCGAAACCAGAUGACACUCCUGAGGUGGAUGUGUGGGAGAUCCUGAAGAACGCUCGGCCAGACCAGUACGAGAAGAUCGCCUUCAUGUACGGUAUCACAGAUCUGCGAGGUCUGCUCAAACGGUUGAAGAAGAUCCCAAAAGAGGAGAAGAAGAGUGAAGCUUUUGCAAAGAAGCUUGAGCCCUCCUACCAGGUGGAUAAAGGUGGGAAGAUCCGCCUGGUGGUGGACCUCGCUGAUCCCACUGUGGACCUAAAGUGGUACAAGAACGGACAAGAAAUCAGACCCUCGCCCAAUCAAAGGAAGUAUAUUUUUGAGCAUAAGGGCACACAAAGGAUUAUGGUCAUCAACAACUGCUCCAUGAACGAUGAUGCAGCCUAUUGUGUAGCUGCAGGAGAUGAGAAGUGCACCACAGAACUGUUUGUCAAAGAGUUGCCAGUUAAGAUAGUUAAAGGCAUCGAGGCUGUGAAGACCACAGUGAACGAGAGGAUCGAGCUCGAGUGCGAGGUUACAGAGGAAGGCGCUCAGGUCAAAUGGAUGAAGAAUGGUGUUGAGGUUCCAACAGGAGUGCGCUCCAGAUACCGAGUCAAAUGUGAGGGAACCAAACACUUCUUGGUGAUUGACGACGCCUCCAGAGAGGACACUGGGACAUACUCCAUAAUGGCCUCUGGUGGCACAUCUGAGGCUCGUGUACAGGUUGACUUGAAACCACUGAAGAUCUUCCAGGACCUGCAGAAUAUGACAGUGAAGCUGGGCCAGCCCUUUAAAUUGCACUGUGAGAUUUUUCCAGGCAACGUUCCAGGCCGUUGGUACAGGAAUGGACAGCUGAUCCAGCCCAACGACCGCAUCAACAUCAUACACAGAAAUAAGGUCCACCGCCUUGAAAUUGAGUCCAGCUCUCUUCACGAUGCAGGAGAUUACACUUUUGUACCUGAGGGAUAUUCACAGAGCCUCGCUGCCAAAGUUCACAUCAUUGACCCUCCACAAGUGCACUUGGACAGCUUGAAUUUCCCAGACAACACUGUGACAAUUGUGGCAGGAAACAAACUUCGCUUGGAGAUACCCAUCAGUGGAGAACCAGCGCCCAGAGUAGUGUGGAUGAAGGGAGAACGAGUCAUUCUUGAGACAGGCCACCGUGUCCGAGCGGAAACAUACCCCGAUCACACCAGUCUGACGAUUGAAGUCACAGAGAGGGAGGACACGGGGAACUAUAAGAUAGUGCUGCAGAAUGAGGCUGGUGAGGCCACAGCCAGUGUCAAAAUCAAGGUAGUAGACAUUCCUGAUCCUCCAGAGGCUCCAUUGGUCCCAGUGAUCGGAGGUGACUGGUGUUCUAUGACAUGGGAACCACCAAAAUAUGACGGGAGUUCACCAAUAUUAGGUUACUUUAUCGAGAGAAAAAAGAAACAGAGCUCCAGGUGGAUGAGACUGAACUUUGACCUGAUCAAAGAAACCUCAUUCGAACCCAAGAAGAUGAUUGAAGGCGUGCCAUAUGAAGUGCGGAUCUUUGCGGUUAAUGCCAUUGGUGUUUCCAAGCCCAGCGAACCAUCCAAAGCCUUUACUCCUCUUGCUGUGACCAGUGAGCCCACUAUGUUGGCUGUGGACGAUGUGACCGACACCACCGUUACUGUUAAGUGGCGCCCUCCAGAAACUAUUGGCGCAGCUGGUCUGGACGGAUACCUGGUGGAGUACUGCAUAGAAGGAACUGAUGAAUGGAUAUCCUCUAACAAAGAGCUGACAGAGAAAACAAAGCACACCAUCAGUGGUCUGACUCCAGGGUCUAAAAUCUUAAUUCGUGUCAAGGCUGUCAAUGCUGCUGGAGAGAGCACUCCGCGGACCCUUCAGCACUCUGUCAUGGUCAAAGAGGUUAUUGAACCACCCAAGAUCCGUGUGCCACGACACCUGAAGCAGACGUACACUCGUAGAGUUGGAGAAGCGGUCAACCUUGUGGUGCCAUUCAUGGGCAAACCCAGGCCAAAAGUCAACUGGUUGAAGGACGGUAACCCCAUCGAGCCGACCCACGUCAGCAUCCGUAACACAGACUGCGACAGCAUCAUCUUCAUCCGUAAGGCAGAGCGCAGCCACUCUGGGAAGUACGAGAUGACAGUGCAGGUUGAAAACCAUGUGGACACAGCAAUCCUUGACAUACAGAUUGUAGAUCUACCUGGACCUCCCUUAUGUGUGACGAUUGAGGAUGUAUGGGGAGGAAAUGUGGCUCUGGUCUGGACACCACCAAAGGAUAGCGGCAAUGCCCCAAUAACAGGCUACACCAUUCAAAAAGCAGACAAAAAGACCAUGGAGUGGUUCACGUGCAUUGAGCACUACCAUCGCAACACCAUCACCAUUACAGAACUGGUGGUUGGGAACGAGUACUUCUUCAGGAUCUUCUCCGAGAAUAUGUGCGGCCUGAGUGAAACCGCCACCCAAACAAAGAAAAGUGCCCUCAUCGUCAAAGACGGCAUGCAGCUGAAAAUGCCCGAGUACAACGACCAUGACUUCAAGGAGGCACCAAAGUUUACGCAGCCGCUGAUCAACACUUUUGCCGUCGCUGGCUACAAUACUACUCUCAACUGUAGUAUCCGUGCCAAUCCUAGGCCCAGAGUGAUGUGGAUGAAGAAUAAGAUCAUCAUUGUUGACGACCCACGCUAUCGCAUGUUCAGCAACCAGGGCGUAUGUACUCUAGAGAUCAGAAAGCCCAGCCCCUACGAUGGAGGCGUCUACACCUGCAAGGCCAUCAACGAUUUGGGAGAGGCCCAAGUGGAGUGCAAGCUGGAGGUCAAAGGGGGGUUCACCUUCUACGAACUCAUGCAACGUGGAGUGCCCCUAAAUCUGAUUGACAAGUACAUGAGCGAGGCGAAGGUUGUGGAGCAGGAGAAGUAAAAUUGGACAGAAUGCAAUGAGACAUUUUUAGCUUUACGGACCUCUGCUGCUAUUUGUGAUCCUCUUCUCUCACCUACCGAGGUGGGCGGCCAGAAAGUGGACGGAGGCGUGGACGGUGGGACAGAUAGAAGGGCGUGUGUGUCCCGGUCUGGGCUGCAGCAUGCUUUUUACCAUAGGGAUAAUAAAGCAAGUUGACUUCUUG